ACAAGGGUUUAGCCUCCCUCUGAACCACCAUCGCCGCCGCCACCACCAAAUGGAAUUGGCUCUCACCAAUGUCACCUACCGCCACCACCCACACCCUCUCUCCCUCGUCCACCGCCACCGUCCCUUCUCUAAAUCGAUAUCGUUCCACAAACCACCAUCGUUUUCAUCGUUAACAUCAACCACAGCGUCGUUCCGUAACCCUAGUUCCAAAACCCCUAAACCGCAAUUAACAAAAUUCGUAAACCCUACCUCACUCUCCUUCCUCAAAUCCACCUUCGUCGUCGGCGUCACCGUCACCGCAAUUUUCCUCUCACGUUUCACCGUCAAACCCGCAAUCGCCACCCCUGUUUCAUCACCUCCAACUCCCGCCACCGUCGAAACCGCCGAUUCUAACGCAGAAGAACAACAAGAAGAACAAGCCCUAGAAGAGCAUCUAUGCUCUCAUCCUGAAGACACCAAAGCUCUGAAAUCCCUAAUGGAAUUGAAAAUCAAAAUUGGAAAGGUCCAGGAAGCUGUUGGUAUACUCAAUCAGUUGAUUAAUCUCGAACCAGAAGAUAGCGAAUGGGAAUUGCUUAAGAAUCAUUUGCAUUCAUACGACGGAGAUCACGAAUCUGCGAAAUUAGGGUUUGAGAAGAUUCUAUCAAAAGACCCUUUACGCGUAGAAGCUUAUCAUGGUUUAGUAAUGGCUGCUUCUGCAAAAGAAUCCCCAACUGAAUUGCAAGAUGUUGAGAAAAGGAUCUUGGAAGGAAUGGAGAAGUGCAAGAAAGAAAGAAAGAAAGAUGACUUAAGGGAUUUUAAACUUCUAUUAGCUCAAAUUCGUGUAAUCCAAGGGGAUUAUAAAGGUGCUUUAAAGAUUUAUGAGGAGUUAUCGAAAGAAGAACCUCGCGAUUUUAGGCCAUAUUUGUGUCAAGGGAUUAUAUAUACAAUGUUAGGAAAGAGUGAUGAUGCUGAGAAGAAUUUCGAAAGGUACAGAAGGCUUGUUCCUAAGGGACAUCCUUAUGCUAGAUAUUUUGAUGAUAAUAUGGUUGCAACUAAGCUUUUUGCAGAGAAGGUGGAGAGGGAACGUGCUUAUUCAAAGAGCUGAAUGGGAAAGAGGGUGCUGAUCUUGUAUAGCAAAGGUUCUACUUUGAUACUCUGCUGUGCUUUUUGUUCAUUGUUUGGUUCUUGGGGUAGUGGUGUUUUACUUGUUAGCAGGCUUAAUAGAAUCUUGUUUCAAUUGGGGUCUAUUGGGAAGACUUAUGAUUUGAGUGUGGUUUUAAGUUUUGGUGGGAUGUUGCUCAGUGAUUAAAGUAGCUUUUUUUUUUCAUGUUAUAAUGAGGAAGUUGUUACUUGUGUUAGUUAGAUGUUGUCUACAUUGCUAUUUGUGUGAUUCGAUUCCAAGAACAUCGUUAACGAAUUUAGGGAUUCUAUUUAUACGGUAUUGGAGGAAAUGUAGUUAAUCACUUGGGGUUGUAUUG
Cynara cardunculus var. scolymus (artichoke) is the source of this 1457-nucleotide messenger RNA. Its product is annotated as protein SLOW GREEN 1, chloroplastic-like. The record is from RefSeq and is a predicted model, not a curated record. NCBI's taxonomy places the organism in Eukaryota, Viridiplantae, Streptophyta, Magnoliopsida, Asterales, Asteraceae. The coding region runs from base 50 to 1084 and encodes 344 amino acids. Gene Ontology annotation, molecular function: protein binding. The transcript has a single exon.